Messenger RNA from Vigna umbellata (rice bean), 947 nucleotides. The record is from RefSeq and is a predicted model, not a curated record. Lineage: Eukaryota; Viridiplantae; Streptophyta; Magnoliopsida; Fabales; Fabaceae.
AAAAAUGAUUUCUUAAUGUGUGUUCUUAAGGUUGGUGGUGUCGUUCAACCUUAGCCAUGGAGUCUCUCCCUGGAAUUCAGCACUAUCACCUCUCACUCUCUCACUCGUCACCACUACGGAGUCUUAAGUUAUUGCAUGCUUCUUCAUUUCCAACACCCAUCAGAGCUUCGUCUUCACCCUCACCCAAACAAAACGUAUCUUACAAACCCCAAACCCCGUUAACCCAACUUCUCAAAACCCUAAACCCUCUUCUCUCCCCUCUCGUCAAACCCACCUGCAUCGCCAUAGCCACCACCGCAUUCUCCUUCAUGCGCCUCCAUCCUCCUCCCGUUGCAUCGGCGCUAACACAUGCCCCUCCGCCACCCUCCUCGGCCUCGGAAAUUCUUUCCGACGAUACUGCCUCAUCGGAAAUUCUUUCCGACGAGACGGCAGCGUUGGAAACUCUCCCCGGCGACACUGCCGCAUCGGAUAUUCUCCCCGACGACACUGCCGCAUCGGAUAUUCUCCCCGACGACACUUCCACGUCGGAUAUUCUUCCCGACGACAAGGCCGCUUCGGAAACUCUCCCCGACGAGGUUGCCCCGGCGGAAACUCUCUCCGACGAGAGCGUGGCCCAAGAGCAAUUGAGCGACGACGUCGUUGAGCUUGAGUCCCUCCUACGUACAAAAAUGAGAGCCAGCGAAAUCGACGAAGCGCUCCUCGUCCUGGACCGUCUAAUUGAACUGGAACCGGAAGAGCUGGAGUAUCCGUUCGUGAAGGCGCACCUGCACCUCCUCAACGGCGAGCACGAACUCGCCUCGAUGGGGUUUGAGGAAUUGCUUCAGAGGGAUCCAUUCCACUUGGAGACGUAUCGAUGCCUGUUAAUGCUAAUUUCGGAGACGAAGGCGCCGACCGUGGAGCUUCUGAAGAAAAUCGAAGAGGCCGUGAAAGUUUGCGCGGAACAAGAG